This is a messenger RNA of Suillus subaureus, 1179 nucleotides long. RefSeq lists its product as uncharacterized. The record is from RefSeq and is a predicted model, not a curated record. The transcript is spliced from 2 exons. The coding region runs from base 236 to 892 and encodes 218 amino acids. NCBI's taxonomy places the organism in Eukaryota, Fungi, Basidiomycota, Agaricomycetes, Boletales, Suillaceae.
GUCGGUAUUCGAAGCGGUGGAGUGUACUCUAUCGUGCUUUCUGAUCUUCGUAGACGCUUACCUUUACCCUUAAGUUAAGUUUGGGUCCUUAUGCUCAUCAAAUACCCAAGCGCUCAAGGGCAGCUGCAGUAUUUACGUGGCCUGAGGACUCGAUGUUCGAUCAAUCACUACAUAAGGGCCUAGCAUCACCUAGCUAAGAUGGGGGACACGUUACAAUGCCUCAUCCUCGCAAAGUAUGCAACACCUAUUUUUGCAGUUACGAAGUUCGUGCUUGCUUCAUAUCACUGGGCCCCGAUCGCCAACGUUCGUACCAUUGGUGUUACUGCUCGCGAUUAUCCGUAUACACCAAUGGAGCCCGAAUUACAUUCACCCAGGAAUUAGAACUAAUGUUCUUCUGGACAGUUGUCACAGUUCAUCUUUGGCUUAUUACUCCUCCCCUCCUGAUGUUCUGUCAAGCUCAUCACAAUCACUUAUUGCAUUUGGAGUUAUAUGUGUUAUCACAAACUCGUGCACUAUUGUAACACUUAAUGUGUGCAAGUUGUUGUCAGCGAUGUUGACAUUCGCCCUUCCCUCUUUACAUGUCAGUCUAGCCGCUCGAAUUGAUACAUUGUUUGAAGUUUCGCCACUGGGCGUUGCCUGCGCUCUCCCAACUGUUCGCGAAUAUCGACACCCAGCUCUUAGUGACAAGUUCAUUGCCGAGAUCAGUAAAUUAACUUUGCAAGCCCACCAAAUUGUGUGGCCUGAAAGCGCAGUAGUAUUCAGCAGUCAAGAAGAGGGAAGCUGCAUUCGAAGAUAUGCGCAAGGGUGUCCAGAUAUCUGUCGUCAGGAUUGCGUUCGAGAAAUUCAUCCCUCAAGAUCCGUCAAACCUUGGUGGAUAUCGCAUGAGGCGUAAUGGGUUGACGCUCAUUCAUCGCGAACAGAGAAAUGGCCCAGGUUGUCUAGUAUCACAAGCAGAAAUUGAUACCAUGUACGUCCUUCUGUCUAAACACGGUCUUGCUAGUCAUCGGUCUCGCAAUGUGGGAGCAAGCCAGAUUACGUGCUAAUGAAAUUGGCAGCAUGGCGCUGUGGUGCGACGGGAAACGGGAGUCAGCGGCGUUGGAGGUCGGGAUUUCGCAGUUUGUCUCCGGAUCUUGGUCUCGCACCAAUGGCCUGCCGUACUUCCCUUUCCGCCAAGUAAAG